GCACCGUAUGCCAGAAUAGCCUUCAACCCCGACCAGUUGCCACCAACUCCGACAAUAAGCCUCAGCCAGCCACUGUUCGAGUUCCCCCGCCGACAUGACACAGCAGCGCCGAGCCUGUGACAGCUGCUCUCGUAAAAAGAUCCUGUGCGAUGGCGACGAGGGCGCCUGCGACUGGUGCCGCCACCACGGGCUGAAAUGCACCUAUGACCGGCCCCUGAAGAAGCGCAUGGCGUCAGCUGCGGGCUACGCGUCGACCUCGAGCUUCAAGCGGCGCAUCGAACGCCUCGAGAUUGCCCUCAACGAGGCCCAGAGCCGCCUUGGCACAAUCCACGACGGCGGCUCCGGGGGCCCCGGCCUCGCUCCGAACUCCGGGCCCGGCAUGCAGCCGCGUCACCACCAGCAGCCCCUGGACCACGACGACCACGGCCACGGGUCCCGGUCCGGCAGCGCCUGGUCCUUUCAAAACAGCGCCCAGAUCUUCAAUCUCGGCCGCUUCCACCUCGCCGGCCACCAUAUUGGCGCCAUCAGCUCGACCAGCUGCCUCCCCGUCUUCUCUGCCGUCGGCCAGGAGUGGGUGUAUGCUGCCACCGGCCAAGUCCCUUCCUUUGACAAGCUCCGUGCCUACGAGGCCGAGUGGAACAACAGGAGUCGCGAUGAUGCGGCCAGUUCCCCUCCCGCCGCUGCCAGGCGAACCGCGUUUCCGCCGCGCGACCUUGUCGAGGCGCUGUUCCACACGUACUGCACGUCCGGAGUCUAUCCCAUCUUCCCUGUCGUCGAUCCUGUGCGGUUCCAGCAGAUGAUCGAGUAUACAUAUGAACCUGUGGGGCCCACGAGAUGCCGCCUGGCCCGGGAGAUUGCCCGGGCCAGCGUGCUUGCCUUCGCCGCCAUGGCCACGCUCAUGAACGACUCUGUGGAUUUCCCCCUGGUUCCCGGCACCGAAAAUCUCGAUGCAGAGGCCUUUGGGCUCAUGGCAUCCGACUACUUGCCGUAUCUGCUGCAAGAGCCUGGCGUGGACCAGUGCAGCACGCUGCUCUCGCUGACCACCUUCCACGUCCUGUCCGGCCAUGAAUAUCAGGGCGCCAUGCUGCUCUCCCUGGCCUGCCGCUCGCUUCUCGUGCUCAACGCGCAAACGGUCCGGCCCAACAUCCCCAUGGGCACCCCAGGCGACGGCACCAGCACGGAGGAUCACCACUGCCGCAAGCACCUCCGGCAGCUCUUCUGGCUUGCCCACUCCAUGGACAAGGAGAUGUCUCUGCGUACCGGCCAUGGCCCGGCUUUUUCAGACGAGUUCUGCGACCUCACGCCGCCCCGGAUCCCCGGGUUCCCGGCCACAGCCUACCCUCGCCAGAUGUGCUCUCAGGAGCACCACCACGAUGGCCAGCCGCCCGAGUCGGAUGCGCGCUUCAUCCCGCCCUCGCUCGCCAUGUCGCUCAUGAAGUCUCGCAUCUGCCGCAUUCUCUACUCCGAGGCCGCCCUGCACAAGACGGGCGUCGAGACGCUCUAUGACAUCCGCCUGCUUGAUGAUGAGCUCGAGCAGUGGCGCCUCUCGAUGCCCCCGGACUGGCGGCCCAGCCUGGUCCAGACAAACUCCUCUGCUUCCCCUGCGUCCUCCCCGCCGAGAUCGACAUCGCUCGGCUACUCGUCUACGCCAUCGCCCGGUCCAUCAUCGUCGAUGAACUCGCCGGGUCGAUCAGACGGCAUGAACGCGCAGCAACGAGACGACCCCCAGAAUAACCAAAUAAACAACAACAAUAACAACAGGGAACACAGCAGCAACAACAACAGCAACAACAACACCCACGACACGACAAGCGCCGCCUUCAUCGCAUCCCUAGACCCAGUCGCCAGUGUGACUGCCCAAUCGCCGCACGCAGUCAUCUCCAAGCUGAUUUACUACCACCUUCUCAGCGUCGUCCACCGCGCCAGCGGCCGGUGCCGCGCGGUCACCGAGAACGAUAACAUCACCAACAACACCGGCAACUCCCCACGGAAACAGGCGGCGCCGCAGGGGCAGCGGCGCGACUCGCAUGACUACAAUGACGCAGAACUCGAUGCUGGCGCGGUGGCCGAAAGACAGGCGGCCGCGGGGCUCGGCGCGGGCAUCAGCUCGAGCCUCGCCAUCUCGGUGCAGGCGAGCCGGAUGACUAUCUGCUGCUUGCGGGACUGGUGGCAGUGUACUUCUACCUACGCCUUUUGGGUCCUCGUCUUCUACCCGAUCUCCGCCGUCCUCGCCAUCUUCUGCCACAUCCUGCUCGACCCCGUGAGUCCCACCGUGCAGGAGGACCUCGCGCUGAUAGGCUGCGUCCCGGGCAUCGUGCGCAGCCUGGGCGAGCGCAGGCGGCGCCCGCACCCGCGCGACUCGGUCUUCUACAACAUGGUCGACGAGCUGUGCGCCGAGCUCAUACGGCUGGGCAACUGUGCCGUGUACAGGGCCGUCGAGAAGCAGAUGUGCGAGCUCAUGUCGUGAUUGUUGGGGCGUUGGCAGCUUGGGGUAGGGGUCGAAAAGAAGCGGUAAAGGGCAACGCGCCUCUGAUUCGAUGGCUACGUUGGAGAAUGGAAAUCAGAGGGCAGGGUGGGAAUCAUGUUUCAGUAUAACGUAACCCACGGGUGACCCGCCCACACGGGUGACCCGCCCACUUUCCCAAUCUUUCUGUACAAGCUAUCUUCAAUCCCAUAUUCCUCCACCAAAAAUCAUGCCACAGCAAUCGAAUGAAGGCGACAUUAUUCUAGCGCUAAACGCGCUUCAAUCCGAUCCAAAAUUAAGCGUACGAAAGGCUGCGCAGAUCUACAAAGUCCCUCGUACGACACUUCGCGACCGAAAACGCGGCGCACAGCAAAAACGCG
Microdochium trichocladiopsis is the source of this 2844-nucleotide messenger RNA. RefSeq lists its product as uncharacterized. Gene Ontology annotation, biological process: regulation of DNA-templated transcription; DNA-templated transcription. Gene Ontology annotation, molecular function: DNA binding; DNA-binding transcription factor activity, RNA polymerase II-specific; zinc ion binding. NCBI's taxonomy places the organism in Eukaryota, Fungi, Ascomycota, Sordariomycetes, Xylariales, Microdochiaceae. The record is from RefSeq and is a predicted model, not a curated record. The transcript is spliced from 4 exons. The coding region runs from base 95 to 2467 and encodes 790 amino acids.